This is a messenger RNA of Dibothriocephalus latus, 339 nucleotides long. The record is from the annotation of a GenBank genome assembly. NCBI's taxonomy places the organism in Eukaryota, Metazoa, Platyhelminthes, Cestoda, Diphyllobothriidea, Diphyllobothriidae.
AUGCUUCGCCUGCAGGUAACGAAACUGCUUGUCCUGAUGCACACCCUGGAGACAGAUUACCCGCCGGUCAAGAGCACCGCAGCCUGGCUUAAUGCUCGACCCUGGGUGAACCAGCACUAUCACAUUCGAUGUCCACCUCGCGUCCUCUCAAAACGAUCGUCACGCAAUCUGGUGGUCUUCUACAGUCGUGUCUUCAGUUGCGAAGUGCCCAAUCCACAUGCAGACAUCUCCCGGCUGGCUAGGUACCUCACCGGACAGGCUGUUGGUCUGGUCCUUGGCGGCGGUGGCGCCAAAGGCGGUGCACACGUCGGCAUCAUCCGUGCCUUCCAGGUUAGUUAA